CGUUUGUUUACGCUCUGUUUGCCUUGGGGGAAGUGCUCUGCAACCCUGAAUGCUUAAAAACAAGAGGGGGCUUGCCAUCUUUGAUCAGAGGACAGAAAAGGAUUUCAAGACGACAAAGUGCCAGGUGGGUCCAGGCUGGUGAAGCCAGCGAGGACAAUGUCCCUUCCUCUUCUUCUGUGGAUCUACGCGAGCCUUCCUGGUCUGCUUUUUGGGGCCCAUGUCUCCCUCCUGGUUGAACCGGAUGAUGCAGGAUCCAGGAUUUGCAAACCAGCCCCCCGCUGGACCAUAAACGGGGAGUCACCCAUGCAGGGGCAGCUGGGGAGAGUGGUGGUGGUGGCCCUGCUGAAGGCCAGCUGACAGUUCUGUCUCACUCAGUCCACCAAAAUUGGGGGCCUGCGUGACAAACUGAACCGCAGCAACCUGACUGAGGUUUCCUUCAUGAUCGUGAACGAGCGCGAAGCAUCUUCAAGAGCCAUGUACUGGGAGCUGAAGAGGCGAGCGCCCCCCGACGUUCCUGUGUAUCAGCAAGCUCCCUUCCAAGAAAAUGUGUGGGAUAUUCUGGAUGGCGACAAAGAUGACUUCCUUGUUUAUGACCGUUGUGGACUUCUCACCUUCCACGUUGUGCUGCCAUACAGUUUCCUGCACUAUCCCUACAUAGAGGCUGCCAUCCGAGCGACUUACUUAAAAAAUAUCUGCAACUGCUCGGCAAAUGCUACUUUGUCCCAAGAUGAUAGUAUGACGACGGCACAGACUCAACCUUCCUCACAGAUGACUACACUGCCUACGGUUGUUGCAGACCAUUCAGAGCCGACAGAGGUUUCUACUGGAAUGAAUCAUGUCCACCAUCGCCCCACCACCACACCAAAGUUGGUUAAAAACCGCCACCACCAUCAUCAUCAUCAGCACAAAACUCCUCAUCACCACAGCCAUAACUAAGAGUAGCUUUUUACGCUUCACUUUUCUAUUUUUUUUUUUUUUUUUUUUGCUUCACUGUGUCAACAUGAAUUGUGGUUUUCCAGCAGUUCCUCUCCAGUCGCUGCCCUGUGUUGUGACUGAAGCUCGCUCCACACCUUUAUGUCCAGUUAAUGAAGUUCACAGUGUCCAACCUGCUCGCAGGAGCCUGUGGACGGAUGAAUCUGGAGACAAAAAGUGGACUGACUGCUAUGGUUACUAGCCAGAGAAAGAGAGUGGUUGGUACUGAUGCUGAGAAGUUGUCAAUUCAUGUCCAAAUGUCAAAUGCAAAUAAUAAAUUCUUCUA
This is a messenger RNA of Synchiropus splendidus (mandarinfish), 1258 nucleotides long. RefSeq names its product selenoprotein P2 (gene selenop2). Gene Ontology annotation, biological process: selenium compound metabolic process. NCBI's taxonomy places the organism in Eukaryota, Metazoa, Chordata, Actinopteri, Syngnathiformes, Callionymidae. Gene Ontology annotation, molecular function: selenium binding. Gene Ontology annotation, cellular component: extracellular region. The transcript is spliced from 5 exons. The record is from RefSeq and is a predicted model, not a curated record.